AUGUGUAACAGACGACUGGAUGAACCAUCGGAAACGAAAACCGAAGGAGAAUCUGCGCAGGAGUUAACAAGGAUAUAUCUAUCAUGCCUCUAUUCCCAUUUUAUCAGCGUCCUAGAGGGCAAGUUGUCACCAAGCGUAGUUCAAUCGACGCCAAUGGACGUUGUUGUCACCGUUCCAGCAAUUUGGUCCAAUAGUGCAAAGCAAGAAACAGAGAAGGCGGCAUCGCUGGCUGGUUUUGGCGGAGAGCAAAAAAUUAAGCUUAUAUCAGAACCUGAAGCGGCAGCUCUGUAUACUGUCAAAUAUUUGAGCCCAUCUGUCUUACAAACUGGCCGAAAAUUUGUCGUAUGUGACGCUGGGGGAGGUACGGUAGAUCUCAUAACAUAUGAAGUAGCUAAAGUUCAGCCGCUCCAGAUGAGAGAGGUCACGGAGGGCACUGGGGGAAAAUGCGGGUCCUCAAUGCUCAACAUGCGAUUUCGACGAUAUUUGAAGCAAAUACACGGAGAUAAAUAUUGGACAGAUGAGCGCCUUGUUGUUGCGUUGAGCGAGUUUGAAGCAUUCAAAAGGGAUUUUUCUCCAAAGGGUGAACCUCUUACACUGAAAGUCGAUCCAUCUCUCGGCCUCAAACGUGAUCGAUUCACGAUAUCGCAAGACGAUAUGGCCACUAAGAUAUGGGAUCCGAUUAUGAAAGACAUUAUUUGUUUGAUAAAGGAGCAAAUCUCAAUGGCAGACGAAAAAGUUGCGGCAGUCGUACUAGUUGGCGGGUUCGGACAGAACGCAUAUCUAAGGUCCCGAGUUCGCGAAGUUAUCGCUUCUAGAGUGCGGGUGCUUCAGCCAGAGAAUGGUGUUACUGCAGUGGUCAAAGGAGCCGUCAUCUAUGGUCUAGGAAAUUACCAGCCUGCAAUGGCUUUAGUAGGCAUCGCAUCUCGGGUCGCCAGGCGAUCGUACGGUACCUGCCUUUUGACGAAAUACGACCCGACAAAGCAUAACCGUGAUGAAGCCUUCUGGUCGGAGAAAGAAGAAGGUUGGGUCGUCGUUGAGAUGUGUUGGUUCAUCCGCAAGGGUCAAUCGUAUCCCGAUGAUAAGCCUUCAAAGAUUGAAUAUCAAUGCGAUAUACCCGUAUUUAUGGGACAUAAGCCGCAAGCCGACAUCGAGAUAUUUAGCAACGACGAUGAUCUUGACGCACCCAUACACGUCAGCGGCACAACGAAGAGAGUAGCCACGCUAUUUCUCGAUCUGCAUAAAAUAACAAAAUCAGCAAAGUCAUCAGCUAAAAAGAAGAAAAUGGGAUGGCAUCGAUAUUAUUGCUUGACAGGCGUGAUCGAGGCAAACUAUGGAUCAGCCAUGAUAACAUAUACCCUGAAACUCGGAGGUCUGUAUAUUCUCCGCUCUUCGUCAAAACACUCGUUUGAGCUCCAAAUCGGAUCUAACAUUAAUACAGGAGUAACACACGACGUCAUUAGGGUGCGAUAUGAGUAA
This is a messenger RNA of Trichoderma gamsii, 1476 nucleotides long. RefSeq lists its product as hypothetical. The record is from RefSeq and is a predicted model, not a curated record. Bases 1 to 1476 code for a protein of 491 amino acids. Gene Ontology annotation, molecular function: ATP binding; ATP-dependent protein folding chaperone. NCBI's taxonomy places the organism in Eukaryota, Fungi, Ascomycota, Sordariomycetes, Hypocreales, Hypocreaceae. The transcript is spliced from 5 exons.